GAGAGAGCUGCAGAUUGAAGAGGAGACGAGAGGCGGAGUAAAGAUGGGGUUCAGUCAGAGGCUCGCUGUGUUUCUCCUGGAGUCCGCGGUCCACUCCCUCAGCCGCCGGUCAGCGGUGGAGUCUCCUCGCUAAAGCUCAGCUCGUUUCACCUGCUGGAGGAGCCCCCGCCCUCGGUGAUGUGAUGAAUAAGUUUGAAGUCCUUGGCAUUGUGGGAGAAGGAGCAUAUGGAGUGGUGCUUAAGUGCAGACACAAGGAAACCAAUGAGCUGGUGGCCAUCAAGAAGUUCAAAGACAGUGAAGAAAAUGAGGAGGUCAAAGAGACGACGCUUCGGGAGCUUAAGAUGCUUCGCACGCUGAAGCAGGACAACAUUGUGGAGCUGAAGGAGGCGUUUCGCAGACGGGGGAAACUCUACCUGGUCUUUGAAUAUGUUGAGAGGAAUAUGCUGGAGCUCCUGGAGGAACUGCCCAACGGCGCGCCGCCCGAUAAAGUCCGCAGCUACAUCUACCAACUCAUCAAAGCCAUCAACUGGUGUCACAAGAAUGAGAUCGUACACAGAGAUAUCAAACCAGAGAACCUCCUCAUCAGCUCUGAGGAUGUCCUCAAACUCUGCGACUUCGGAUUUGCUCGUAACCUGUCUGAGGGAACGGAUGCCAACUACACCGAGUACGUGGCCACGAGGUGGUACCGCUCGCCCGAGCUGCUGCUGGGGGCUCCCUAUGGGAAGGCUGUGGACAUGUGGUCUGUGGGAUGCAUCCUGGGAGAGCUGAGUGAUGGACAGCCGCUGUUUCCAGGGGAAAGUGAGAUCGAUCAGCUUUUCACCAUUCAGAAGGUUUUGGGGCCUCUUCCCGCUGAACAGAUGAAGCUCUUCUACAACAACCCUCGAUUUCAUGGGAUCAGGUUUCCCUCAGUUACUCAUCCUCAGACUUUGGAAAGACGGUACCAGGGCAUCUUGAGUGGCUUGAUGUUGGAUCUGAUGAAGAAUCUGUUGCUGCUAAACCCCACCGAGCGCUAUCUGACGGAGCAGAGUUUGAACCAUCCAGCCUUCCAGCCUCUGAGGCAGGUGGAGAGAGAGCGGCCUCCUCCGGCGUCGCCCAACCCACCUCGCUCCUCCAAGAGGAAAACACACCAUCAUGGAGAAAACACGGUUCCUACCAGGAGUCACACGAAGAGUUCAAGCCGACGCUCCAACAGCAAAGAAUGCUCCAGCCUCCCGCGGCACGGGGACCUCCAUCACCUCGGCAAUGAGAAUUUCCUCAACGGCAACAAGCUGCCUCCGUCCAGCCUGAGCCCCACGCUCCACCACAAGGGCCAGUACAUGUCCCAGACCCUCAACCGCUCCCCCUCGUCCAACAAAGACCUGGCCAACAACAACCUGCCGCAUCUCCUCAGUCCCAAAGAAGCCAAAAGCAAAGAGUUUGAUUUCACUUUGGGACCCUCCGCAAAACUGUCUGAGCAGGGACACGGGGGGAAGUACGGCCACGGCAAGUCUAGCUCCUCGUCUCGCUCUCAGCAGCAGCAGCAGCAGCAGCAGCAGCAGCAGCAGGCCGGCCGCCACACCUUCCUGGAAGGUAAAACCAACACAUUGCAGUCUGGAGGAGAGAAGCAGCACAGCAGACACGCUCACAGUAUGGCCGACUCCGCCCACGGAUCCAUGUCGUCGUCCUCCAAGAGUUCAGCUUCUUAUCUCAGCCUGUCUAAGAGCCACAGCGCGCUGAGCGACGCCAAGUCUGUGGGCAACCUGAGCGACGGCCGGCUCCACCCAGACGACCCCAACGCCAACGCGUCGGGAGUGGUGGGACCGGGGGCGCGCUUCUUUCCUGCCAGCUGUUUGGACCUCAAUGCCCCCCCGGGCCCGCCGGGCCCCCCGGGCAGCCCCUCCGCUCGGCACAGCGAUCGAUCCGGGCACAGCCCCGCCUCCCGUGGCAGCGGCAACCCCCGCAUGGAGAGCAGCACGCUGGAUUCCUCAUCCCGACACAAAUCCAGACAUAAAGCUUUACCGCCAGAAGACGCCGGUGCUCCAGAGCUUUUAGACCCCGGAGGAGCGGGGAUGCCCUCCACCCACACCCUGCCUUCUCCACACGAGUCCUACCAUUACGGCCUGGGCUACACCUCCCCCUUCUCCUCUCAGCAACGGCCUCAGCGCCACUCCAUGUACGUGAGGAGGGAGCGCCACCGGCCGCACGGGGUCGAGGCCGGCAUGGCGGGCCUGCCGGCUCCGGGGCAGGCCAUCCCCACGCGGGCCAGCAGCCUGCAGCUCCUCUCCCCCCAGCUGCAGCACCGCACCACCCUCACCGGACACUCCGUGAGCUCGUCCAGGGAGGACUGCACCGACGACAUGACGAGGAGUGAGCAGCCCCCUAAAGACAUGAGCCAUCCUUGUGCACCCAUCAAAGACUCUACGAGGGACAACACUGCUGCUUUUCAUACACAGCGCUCUAAAAACGAGGUGGGGAUGUAUCACGACCCCCAUAAUGACGAUGGAGCUGCUUCGAAAGAGAACCGGAUGAUCUUUACAGAGUCCAUGCCUCGGAGAGUCGGCAGCUUCUAUAGAGUCCCGUCUCCCAGGCCAGACAACUCCUCUUCCUUCCACGACGGCGUUGGGCAGGGCCGAGUGCCCGGCGUCUCGGGUGUCCCCGGAGACCCCGUCGUCCUGGCUAAUCACUCCAAACGCCAAACUGCUUUCGACUGGACUGCUGCAGAAGCGAUGGUCAUGAACCCCCCGGAGCCCACCAAAGAGAAGGAGAAACAAGGCUUCUUCAGAGCCAUCAAAAAGAAGAAGAAGAAGACACAAAUAACGGACAUGGAGGACGGCAGGAACCCCAGCAUCAAGAAAAGCCUUUUCCCCCUCUUUAGCUCUAAGAAUAGCUUAAAGCACAACUCAGCUGUCAAAGUCCUCCCUGUAGUGGCCUCGCCUAUGGUACAACACCAGCCUCCCGCGCCCUACCCUGCCUCACCAGUCCCGGGGAACGGACAAGAGCACCUGUCCCUUCAGAGGAGCUCCAAAUCGUCCUCUCACCACAGCAGCCGGCGGAAAAACCGGGAGAGGUCCCGCGACAGAGACCGGGACCGGGAACAGAGCCGGGACAGAGACCGAGACCGGGAGAGAGAGCGAGAGCGGGAGAGGGAGAGAGAGAGGGAAAGAGAGAGAGAGCGGGAGAGAGGGAGGGAGAGAGAGAGGGUCAGUGAUUGGCCUCAAGACAAACCAGUGGACUCACACUCGCAGAGCCAGCCGCUCAAAUCACUCCGAAGGCUUCUUCACCUCUCCCCUUCUUCUUCAAACCAAGGACAGCCGCCUCCUCCUCCUCCUCCUCAAGACCUGCGCUUCCAGGCCCCCCUCCCCAACCCCCCUCAGCCCUCCUCCAAAGCAGGCUACCCCGAGGGUCGGGGGCACGGCGAGAGCCGGGGCCACACGGGGGUCAGCGGCUCCGCCCAGUCCAAGAGCCGCAAGCCCAGCUACCCGCUGCCCGGACAGAUCGAGUCCAGCUGGCACGUGUCGGCUCUACAGCGGGCGGAGGGCGCCCAGUUCACCCCCGAGCAGCUGGGCAUCAAACCGGGGCAGAACGGACCCACCUUCACCCGAGCCUCCCGCACCAGGAUGCCAAACCUCAACGACCUGAAGGAGACGGCCCUGUAACACCCUGAAGCCCCGCCGCCGUGCUGGGAGCGCCUGUCAGACGCAGACGCCGUGGUACCGUAGUGAAAGUUUACAUGAGAGUCGAAUUUCACUGGAUCAAGUCCUCAUUCAGACACGCAGUUACUCUGUCUCUGAAACUGGCGAAGACUCAACGACGAAAGGGGGAAACAACA
This is a messenger RNA of Salarias fasciatus (jewelled blenny), 3808 nucleotides long. It is a transcript of the gene cdkl5, whose product is annotated as cyclin dependent kinase like 5. NCBI's taxonomy places the organism in Eukaryota, Metazoa, Chordata, Actinopteri, Blenniiformes, Blenniidae. The record is from RefSeq and is a predicted model, not a curated record. Gene Ontology annotation, biological process: regulation of dendrite development; positive regulation of axon extension; protein phosphorylation. Gene Ontology annotation, molecular function: ATP binding; protein kinase activity. The transcript is spliced from 20 exons. Gene Ontology annotation, cellular component: nucleus; dendrite cytoplasm. Bases 183 to 3635 code for a protein of 1150 amino acids.